CCACUGUCAGCUGCUGUGCAGAGUCAACGAUCAUAUCCAAAGUCAAUGCAAUCAUAUCAAGACACAGCUACAGCGCAGCUGAUCUACCAUGUUGACUCGCUCUAGAUCAAGAAGCACCGAAGUAGAAGGGGAAAACAGCUCCCUGUCUCAAUCUCAGGCCUCCAGUGUAGGAGACAGCGCUCCAUAUGAAGAGGUUGUAUCCAGGAAGAGAAGAGAACGCUCUCUAAAUAGAAAACGCCCCACCCAUGUGGCUCAGUGGAUGUGCAUUCUGCCAGAGGAUCCUGGUAAUCAAUUCAACUGCUCCUUUGUUUCAUUGAAGGACCCUAAAAGUGCGUGUGCAAGACGGUACUUGCUGAGGAGAAGGAGAGGAGGAAAUUGUGUGAGUGUUGAAAAUGAGCUGUAUGAGGUGAUGAAGUUCAGCGACGGGCCUCGCUCUUGGUUCAUUGAUAACACACUGCAAACAGAUGGAUCCCUCUACAUGUGUACACCCAUUGAUCCAUUAUUCCUGGCCUUGCCCUACUUGCUCACAGCUGCACAGACUGGCAAGUCCACAACGCUAGAUGGUAUUCUUGAGGACCAGUCUACAGUAUGUUGCCAAGUACUGGAGGCCUGCAUUGAGCCUGAGCAGUGGGAGCAUGUCACAGACAGCAAAAAGCUCUCCAAUGGGAUGAAGGUGUUCAAGUACAGUUGGGAAAAGACUCGGGCUUGGCUGAGAGGAAAGGUGGAAGCUCUGGGGAGUGGGCUGGAGAGAGAGGGUGUGUAUGCUGGAGCUGGUUCAAUGAGUACCACAUUAGUGAGGAGCAGCAAACAGUCUAUUGUUAGCAGAGAGGAUUAUUUGAGGUAUGCUUGUGGAGUAAUCUCAGACUACCUUCCCAAGGCAUUAGCUGAUCGACUGGCAUUGGACUAUCCAAGUCCCCUGGAGUCGACUGUAGGGAGUGGUAAGCACAAGAGGGGAGCUGACGGUUAUGAAGACAGUAAAGCCCCUCCUAAUAAGAAAGGGUGCGCCAUCUCUUCUGAUGGUGAACCACUGGACGAUUACACUAAGCUCAACAGCACAGCUUCUCAACCAAAGAAGGUUGCUCCGUUGACUUCGGCACAGAAGGCUCUUGCUAAGGUGGACAAGAAAGGCAUGAAGGCAAUUAGCAGCUUCUUCUCAAACAGAAAUAGCUAGAUAGUCAUUUUUAUUUUUCACGUUCUGUUAUACACUUGCACUUGCUUUUCAAUACCAAGUAAUGAACCAAC
Messenger RNA from Halichondria panicea, 1242 nucleotides. RefSeq names its product ribonuclease H2 subunit B-like. The transcript has 9 exons. Gene Ontology annotation, biological process: RNA catabolic process. The coding region runs from base 89 to 1171 and encodes 360 amino acids. Lineage: Eukaryota; Metazoa; Porifera; Demospongiae; Suberitida; Halichondriidae. The record is from RefSeq and is a predicted model, not a curated record. Gene Ontology annotation, cellular component: nucleoplasm; ribonuclease H2 complex.